GGAUUGGUUUGUAUGUAACUAAUGCCAUUCCUGAGAAUAACAGUGGUCGAACUGAUGGAAGCACAGUCUUCUCGGAUUUUUCUAGAGACCUUGAGAACGAGUUAUUACAGAGAUUCUUCUUCCAAAGAGGAUUCGAGAACUAUGGACUGGGUCGCAGAGAGGAGAAGAGAACACGGGGAAAAGAGUCAAGAAAAGACUGUAGGUUGUCGUCACUAUGAGAGUGAUCAAUCGAGACAACCCACUCGAUCGGUCAGGAGAAGCUUUCAAUUGCCCUGUGGUCCAUCCUCUUCUCCAUGGAUGGGGAUCCACACUCGCGUGGACUUGGCAGCACGCUCGCGCGAUUUAAACACCAUUUUUUCCCCGGCAUUGACGAUCAUCGCAGCGGAGAUCAUGGCGAGCUCCAGUCCCCUGUUUUUCAAGAGGAUUUGCUUGAGGAGCCAGGCGACGAGGAAGGCGAUCAACAAACUCAAGAUCACGGUGGUGUGCGGGGUCCUGACGAUCCUGGUGCUGCGAGGAUCGAUCGGAGCGGGCGAAUUCGGCACGCCUCAGAAGGAUUUCCACGAAAUCCAGAGGCGCGUUCUCCGCGGUUUGGAUCACUCUAGUCGAGCAAUUCGCGGUGAUCAAUCGAUCAUUCCGUCGCUCCCUGGUGUGGAUCACUCUAUAAUAGCUUCCCAAUCGAUCGAGGCAAAGAUCGAGCAGCAUCCUUACAGAUUGGGUCCAAAGAUCAGCGACUGGGACGAGCAGAGGUCCAAAUCGAUCCAAUCGCGGCCCACAAAGCUCCUCAUGGUCACUGGAUCGCAGCCCAAUCCCUGCGACAACCCCACCGGCGACAAUUUCCUGCUGCGAUCGCUCAAGAACAAGAUGGACUACGCACGGCUCCACGAAAUCGAGGUGUUCUACAACACCGCCACCAUGGACGACCAGCUCACGGGGUUUUGGGCCAAGCUGCCGGUUCUCCGCCGUCUGAUGCUCGCGCGCCCGGAGAUCGAAUGGCUGUGGUGGCUCGACAGCGAUGCCGUCGUCACAGACAUGGCCUUCGAGAUACCCCUGGCCAAGUACGCUGGCCACAAUCUUGUGCUGCACGGAUGGGCCUCUGAGGUGUACGUCACGGGCAGCUGGUUGGGCCUAAACACGGGCAGCUUUUUCAUCCGGAAUUGCCAGUGGUCGCUCGACCUUCUGAACGCUUGGGCGCCAAUGGGGCCAAAAGGGACGGUCAGGAUCAAGGCCGGUGAAAUUCUGUCCCAGAAUCUCCGGAAUCGUCCGGUCUUUGAGGCCGACGAUCAGUCCGCCCUCGUCUUUCUGCUCCGGAAUAACCAGCAGAUGUGGGGAGAGCGCGUGUUCUUGGAGAACUCGUAUUACUUGCAUGGCUACUGGGUGGCGCUGGUGGAUCGAUACGAGGAGAUCAUGGAGAAGAACCAGCCCGGGCCUGGAGACGAGCGCUGGCCCUUUGUGACGCAUUUUGUGGGAUGCAAGCCGUGCGGGAAGGAUCCGGCGUACCCCGAAGAGAAAUGCCGGGUGGGAAUGGAGAGAGCUCUAAACUUCGGUGAUAAUCAGGUGCUCGCGAGGUAUGGGCUCCGUCACAAACAUCUCGGGACAACGGAGACGGUCAAUCUCGAUAGUUCCUGAUACAAAAAUCUAAGUUUUAAGGGUUCUAAGGGCAAAUCAUCCAUGGACAAGGGCACUGCACGAGCCACAGGCAUGAUUUGCGCCAUGCUACACGAGGUAAGAGAGCAAGAUCCAUCGCUGCAAAAGGAUGUUGGAGAUCAUCUCUCACUGCCGGAGCCAAACGCCCAAGAUCAGACUGGAGACAAUCAAAGUGCGAUUGGAAAGGAGGCGCUGGUAAUCUGGGCUUUGGACAAGGCUAUGCCUGCGUGGAAAUCGAGCUUGCCUCUGGAUGUCUAUACGAGAGUCUGGCUUGGGUUAAGGUGGUUCCUUGGGAUGCAUAGGCACAAGCAAGCUGUGACAACCCUUCUCAAGCAUCACUAUUAAAAUUCCAUCUGAUCAUUUCGCUCUCA
Selaginella moellendorffii is the source of this 2015-nucleotide messenger RNA. Its product is annotated as probable xyloglucan 6-xylosyltransferase 1. The record is from RefSeq and is a predicted model, not a curated record. The transcript has 2 exons. Bases 22 to 1626 code for a protein of 534 amino acids. Gene Ontology annotation, molecular function: hexosyltransferase activity. Gene Ontology annotation, biological process: xyloglucan biosynthetic process. NCBI's taxonomy places the organism in Eukaryota, Viridiplantae, Streptophyta, Lycopodiopsida, Selaginellales, Selaginellaceae. Gene Ontology annotation, cellular component: trans-Golgi network; endosome; membrane.